This is a messenger RNA of Nannospalax galili (Upper Galilee mountains blind mole rat), 1340 nucleotides long. It is a transcript of the gene Cdnf, whose product is annotated as cerebral dopamine neurotrophic factor. The transcript has 4 exons. Gene Ontology annotation, cellular component: endoplasmic reticulum. The record is from RefSeq and is a predicted model, not a curated record. The coding region runs from base 54 to 617 and encodes 187 amino acids. NCBI's taxonomy places the organism in Eukaryota, Metazoa, Chordata, Mammalia, Rodentia, Spalacidae. Gene Ontology annotation, biological process: neuron projection development; dopaminergic neuron differentiation.
UGCUGGCUCCUGUACGUCUUGUGGUUCCGGAGGUCCGGAGUCGCUGGGUCAGAAUGCGGUGCACGAGCCCGGCUACCCUGGUGGCCUUUUGCGCUGCACUUCGGGUCUGGAACCCGGUCCCGUCUCAGGGCCUGGAAGCCGGGGUGCGGCCGGGGGCUGACUGUGAAGUGUGCAAAGAAUUCUUGAACCGAUUCUACAACUCCUUGAUAGCCAGAGGUGUAAACUUUUCUUUGGACAUCAUAGAGAAAGAACUAAUUAGCUUUUGCUCAGAUGCUAAUGGAAAAGAAAACCGCCUGUGCUAUUAUCUAGGAGCCACCAAAGAUGCAGCCACCAAGAUCCUAAGUGAAGUCACACGCCCCAUGAGUGUGCACAUGCCAGCAGUAAAGAUUUGUGAGAAGCUGAAGAAGAUGGACAGCCAGAUCUGCGAGCUGAAAUAUGAGAAGAAAUGGGACUUGGCAUCUGCGGACCUGCGGAAGAUGAGAGUCACAGAGCUUAAACAGAUCCUACACAGCUGGGGGGAAGAGUGCAGGGCCUGUGCAGAAAAAACCGACUAUGUGAAUCUCAUCAAAGAGCUGGCCCCCAAAUAUGCAGGGAUACGUUCCGGAACAGAGCUCUGAAGCUGGAUGCCAAUAUACUGUGGAUUGUAGUUAGAACAAAAUGACUCUGUUAACAUAUGAAUGUGUUGGUUAAGGAUAACCAGGAAUUGGCCUGUGUUGAGUGUCAGAUUUGUCUUGCUAUUAUACCUCAGAAUUUUGUUGCUUAGGCUUAUGACUAACCCCGUGCAUACUGCUGGCUCCUCACAUUUGCAGUGUGCCAAAACCUAAAAGUGCCUUUCUUGAAUCUUUCCUUCAAAGGCAAAUUGGUUUCUUUUGCAUUGCUGUGACCAUAAUACCCAACAGAAACAACUUAGGGGAGGAAAGAUUUAUUUUGGCUCAUGGUUUCAGAGAGUUUCAGUCCAUUAGAUCAGAGAAGGCAUGGUGGAGCAUCUCAAAGCAUCGUGGCAGGAGCAUGUGAGAGAGGCUGUCUGAUCACGGAGAACCAGGAAGCAGAGUGAUACCCAAAUUAGCGGCUAGGCUAUAACCUUCAAACCUUAAUCCUAGUGACCUACUUCUACCUAGUGACCAUCUUCUGCCACAGCCUCCCAGAUAGUGCCACAAGCUGGAGAACAAACAUUGACAAUGGAUUGAUGGAGGGAUAUUUCAGAUCUAAACCACAACAGAAGGAUGUUGUAAGUUAUCAUUGCUGACUCACGUGAGCUACUGAAAAUUGAUGGAGUAAAUAGAUUCUAAGAAAGAGUAUUCAUGUACAUCUCUUUGUACAAAAUCCUAAAAUUAAACACA